Molecule: messenger RNA, 609 nt
Organism: Penicillium manginii
Lineage: Eukaryota; Fungi; Ascomycota; Eurotiomycetes; Eurotiales; Aspergillaceae
Exons: 3
Coding region: 1-609 (202 amino acids)
Source: RefSeq, a predicted model, not a curated record
AUGUCGGCCCCAUCUUUUGCGGAACUGGAGGUUGCUGCAGGUGCUGUUAUUGCGAUUCUCAAAACUAUGCCCGAAUUCUCGAACGCCAAAAUUGCCGUGAUCGGAGGUCUAGGGCUCUGGAACUACCUUCGGGGUUAUCGAACGACUGAGGACGUCGACUUUCUGAUAACUGUCCAAGGGGCUCCGAAGGCAGUGAAAGAUAAACUCCUUGCUUUGCCGUCAACGCCAUUCCAACAGCAAGCUCAGCUAUUUUUCUACAAAAGCCCAGGCGGAAAAUUGGUCCAGAUUGAUAUAACGCCAGAGUGGCAGUCGCCUUACGUUCCACCCACAGCACUCCCAAUACUAGCUGUUCGGCCGGGUUCCUUGCCUUAUAUCUCUGAGCUCGAUCUUCUCGUAUUCAAAAUUAAUAGCUGUGGGCUGAGACCCACGCCAGCCAAAAAAUUGCGUGAUGCAGCUGAUGCCAGGACCCUGGCAGAAGAUCUCAGUUCAAAAGGUCCCAUUUUCCUGUCAUCUAUACAGAUGGAUGCGGUGCUGAAGGGCCUUGAUGAUGUGGUUCAACUAUCGAGAAAAGACAAGGCCUGGUGGGUCACAAAAUUAAAUCUGAGCUGA